UUGCCUUGUCUUUGUUUCCACCGAAACAUUUAUUUAAAUUAUUUGCCCAAAGAAUCAGUCUCAAACAAACGAAUUUUCAGUGCCGGUCAAACAAUUCAUCAUCAUUUAGAUGUAACGCCCGUGGUCACGGUCUUUACUUCUACAAGGUGUUGCAUCCCAACCCAAGAUCAAAUAUUAGCUUCCUCAGGAUGUGAAUAUUUGCCGAAGCUUUGUUAGAUCUCAACGGUCACUUAAUCAGCGAAAAUUCAGUAUUGUUGGUCUGUGUGUGUGUGAAAUAUGAAGUUCUUCCCCUGCUUUCUGGUGUUUUAUUCAACAAUCCUCAUCAAAAACAAUGUGAAAGCGGAAUCGCUAGCAAGUAAAGAAUUGGAGGACAGCCACUGCGGCCAUGUGUUUUCGGAUGAAAAAUUCCUGAUUUUCAGCGACAAUUUUCCUCAACCUUAUCCAGCAGGAAAAGAGUGUUUCUACUUGUUAAAAGGGCGCAACUGCCCCGCUCAGUUCAACAUCCAGUUUCUGGACUUUGACUUAACAGUUUCCAUCGGUUGCGUGAAAGAUAGGCUGGAAAUUGGAAGCCAGGAUGCAAUUUGUGGAAGCAGAAAUGGAUCGAAAGUUUACCACAGUGAAAAUGGAGAUUUGAAGCUCAAGUUUGUAGCUGAUGAUGAGCCGGAAACAGGAAAAAGAGGCUUUCGACUGUUAGUUAGUCGACGCGAGUGUCAGCAGGACCAUGAUUCAAGUGAAACAGUUGGAAGUAAACUGGACGAUACAACCCAACCAGUCCAGUUCGAAUGGACCAGCAACCAAACCCCUAUUAAACCCAAACCAACAUAUUUGCCACCACUUUCAAAGCCCUGUUGCCUCAACAACAUUUUCUCCUCGAGAACGUUCCUCUUGGUCAGCCCCAAUUUCCCAUACUCCAUUAACACCCCGAAGACUUGCGAGUAUAUCAUCAGAAAGUCCAGUUCUUCCGUUUGUCGGCUGAGGAUAAACGUGCAAUUUUUCGCGUUGGGCCCACCUGGACAUAACUCCUGCCCAUAUGGGCAUUUGGAAAUUGAUGGAAAGUUCCUAUGCGGCUGCAAUUCGCCUGCUCAACUCACCACAAGCUUUGGAGGCUUGGAGAGUAAACUCAUCAAGUUUCACACUGGAGGAUUCAGUAGUCGGGAUAAAUCGGGAUUUGUUCUCGAGGUGAUUCAGGAUGAGUGCCAGAAGAGCUCACAGCCCAACGAGAGCGAGAAGUUCACGUUCUACGAAGAGCAAGCGAACAGAGUGAGUUGGCCUCAGAACAGCAACAUCUACCAACUGCCUCUAUUGAAGCAGAGAAGUUACUACCUGCCGGCCGCAGGCAAUAAAAUUGAUAGGCAGGCAGGCAGCGUCGCCAAGCACUUCUACUUCUUCGGACCUGCAGACGAUGAAGACACCACAUGGACCAAAAGCAGUCAGGAAAGGGAGGAAACUGAGUCGGUAGAUUUGGCUGAAGUUACUCGGGUUCUGACGAACUCGGACAGUUACCAACAAUGUCUUAGCUGGAACUACAACCAGCUGGCAGCACUUCAGUUGGCACGGUUGGCGCAAAUGUGCCAAUCCGGGCAACAAACCACUAAUGAUCAGAUUGAUAGCCAUAAAUGCUUGGUGUUGAGCUCUUUAACUGGAAGCAUUACUUCGCCAGGAUAUCCUGCAGCAUAUCCGAAAAAUGGAAAUUUCUGCUACAGACUAAGGAUGCUACCUGGAUUUUGCUCCGUCCAAGUUUUCUUCAAAGACUUCGAUGUUGAAAGCAGUUAUGAAUGCUUCAAGGACUAUUUAAAGAUAAACGAAUACCGUUACUGUGGCCAAUACCUAAAUAAGAAACAAGUAAGAAUCGCUACAAACUCAAAACAGUAUCAAGACUUAAACUUUGUCUCGGACUCCAAUAAUUGCCGCCGAGGAUUCACCGCAUUCUAUCAGCAAGUUCAAUGUGAAAACUUUGAGGGAAACUCAGUUUUGCCACCCAAGUGCAACCCUGAUCCCCGCAAAGCCAACGAGGAUCCUGCUAAGUGCGAAAAAGUCAUUUCAGAAAAGUAUUUCGUUAUAAGGAAUGAAAUGGAAGUGAAUUUGUGUAGUUAUGAUGUAACAAAAUAUUCGGAGAAUGCGUGCAAAAUACAACUGGAUUUUCAAAUAUUUGAUUGGCCUUGCACUACUGGCACUUUCACAGUUAAUGGAAGAGAGUUUUGUGGGCAAAGAUUUGGACAAGCAGUCACAAUGGAUAUACUGGAAGGAAUAACGAUAGUUUACGGGCAACACGAGAAUUACUAUAAACCUCAGAAUCAAUUUGAAGUACAUGGAGAGCAAAUUGAAUGCGAUAAUACACCAGAUCCUGUAAGAUUAAUAUCAACAAAACGACCAGAACUGUUAACAGCUACCAGUAGUUCAGCUGCAAAGAGCACCGAUAAUGCAUAUCCAGACGUAUGCGCCUUAAUUGGUUCGGUUCCUUUAAGGCAACUUCCGCUCAAAAUCUGCGAGGUUCUCACCAAACAGUACAAUGCGACCGAUUGCAAUUAUUCUUCAGCUAUCAUUCUAAAUGAGCAAAGCAGCGCUCCAUCAGGGACCAAGAUACUGCUAAGCAACAAAAAUCCUGAGAAAAUUAACUACAAAGAAAUUGAGUGUUAGUUAUGCAACUAUUGGAUUAAAUUGAGGAGGUGAGUGAGGAUUUAUUGGUGCCCGUUGGUGGUUUAGGCCGCACACGAAACACCAGAAACCAGCCUUACAGCAACCUUUUCUGACUCACAGUGUAUGUAAAUAAAUAUAAAAGAAUAUAAUGUAAAUAAAUUCAUAUAAUCGACGAUAAA
Dendroctonus ponderosae (mountain pine beetle) is the source of this 2816-nucleotide messenger RNA. Its product is annotated as cubilin. Lineage: Eukaryota; Metazoa; Arthropoda; Insecta; Coleoptera; Curculionidae. Gene Ontology annotation, molecular function: serine-type endopeptidase activity. The transcript is spliced from 10 exons. The coding region runs from base 277 to 2637 and encodes 786 amino acids. The record is from RefSeq and is a predicted model, not a curated record.